AUGUGCAAUAUGCUAUUAGAGACUAAAAAAGAAAAAGGAAAUGUUGAUCUCGAAGAAUUUCCGAAAUGUUUACAGCUUCGACUUCCGGAAAAUGUUAACGAGGACAUCCAAGAAGAUCCGACAGCAUUACGUUCGCUAUGGGAUCGUGGACUUCUAAACGGUGCCUCACAGAAGGUCGAUCAAGUGGCAGUGUUCUAUACGGGUGAUCUGGUCACCUCCCUACAGAAGACGUCCCUGGUCCCUGGGGCUAAUGAAUGCGUGAUCUACACAACAAUUGGUGGAGCCAUUGGAAUACUGGUACCGUUCAUCUCGAAAGAUGUAAGUAAUGGAGAUUGUUCAGAAUUUUUUCCUCAUUCCUCACGUCAACUUAUUCAUCCUUGGAAACAUUUAGCUAAAUUCUAG
Molecule: messenger RNA, 402 nt
Organism: Haemonchus placei
Lineage: Eukaryota; Metazoa; Nematoda; Chromadorea; Rhabditida; Trichostrongylidae
Source: the annotation of a GenBank genome assembly